Amphibalanus amphitrite is the source of this 798-nucleotide messenger RNA. RefSeq lists its product as uncharacterized. The coding region runs from base 132 to 599 and encodes 155 amino acids. Lineage: Eukaryota; Metazoa; Arthropoda; Thecostraca; Balanomorpha; Balanidae. The transcript has 6 exons. The record is from RefSeq and is a predicted model, not a curated record.
ACCGUCACCAGACGUCAUCGGCAGGCCCGCGCCCACUGUGUCGGCGACAGCAGAGGGAGGCACCAGCUCGAGACGGAGGAGAUACGGCAGCAGAGGGAAGCACACCAGCUCAGAAACACAGGAGACGCGCCAUGGCCAAUACCAGUCAACUCGGCAUUCCUCGGCAGCUGGGUGUUCGGCUCGUGCUGCUGAUGCUGAUGUCCCUCUCUGCGGUGCACCGGUGCGCUAGCACGUGCCCGGCCAACCACUGCAACAGUGGUGGCAUCUGCUUCCGGAUCAACCAGGUGAUGCAUCACGACGUGGCCAAGUGUUUCCGGAUCGCGUGUCGCUCCUCUGCGAUCACCGGCGUGUCGUCAGUGGUCCGAAUGGAGGACGUCGGCGACUGCGGACAGUGUUGCGAGUAUAAUGCCGAUAUCUACGCCGUGGAUGAAGAAGUGUUCUUCGAGGACGACUACUGCACCAGAAGAUGUGCGGGGCAGGACGUCUGGUCAGGAUGCAUUGACGGGAGCACCACUUCAGCGAGCACCACCACCAGCGAGACUACCACUCCACCCAGCACCAGCACAGCCGGUAACCGAUCGGCCCGUCACCAGGGCUAGAGGACGCUCUGGCGACCGACGAGAGACCCCGGCAGCCUCCACUGGCGGCUCGUCAGGACACGUUAUUUGUCGGAUGAGUCUCCGCCAGUCUCAGGAGGCCAUAUUCGGUAGCGCGUCUGCGACGUACCACCCCUCGAACCACAGACGUGACGGAUUAUCUGUGCGGAGCCACGCGGAUCGGGGAAAUGGCCGCCGCUGG